AGUACGUAGUUGUGAAGCCGAUUAAACAAUAAUAAAUUUAUUUGAAAUGGAAACUAAAAACGUUUUUGAAAAUCGAGUGAAAAGUAUUUUCGAGAAUAGAGGGUUUUCUGAAGUUUCUAUACAACAUGAAAUAGGUCCUGAAAAAGGAUUGGGCGUUGUUGGCAACAUAUCUCAUGCGAAAAUUUGCGCGGUUAAAGACGGAGUUCCACAGGAGAUCGACGUAGUAAUAAAAAGUGCCCCCAAUGACUUAACAUACAGAAAGACCAUGCCAGUAAGGAAUUGGUUCCUUAGAGAAGUAUAUUAUUACGACAAAAUCGCUCCCGUGUACGCGAAACUUCAGGAUGAGUUGAGUGUGACGAACAAAAUCAGGUGCUUUUUCCCAAAAUACUAUGGAUCCUGUAAUAAAUCCCAAGAGGAAUUCAUCAUACUAGAAGACCUCACUAAAAGAGGGUUUUGUGUCUCGCCGCUCCACAUUUUAGAUUAUGAUCACGCUGCUAUCAUGGUCAGAAACAUCGCAAAACUUCACGCUUUAUCUUUCAUUAACGAAGAACGCAACCCGAAAGUAUUUAGAGAAAUGGCGGACGAUUGCAUUUAUAUUUUAUUGGUACUCAAAAGAGAAUAUGAUGAAAAAUAUAUACUUGAACAUGCAGAAAAGACUAUGGAUCAAUUCACAAGAGCAAUAACGGAUGCAUCACUAAGACAGCGCUUUCAGGUAGCAGCAGGGACCAAUGCGAUAGAAAAAUGUAAACAACUAUCGAAACUUGGAAAAAUUAAGGCUAUACUACAUGGUGACAACUGGCUAUGCAACCAUAUGUUUAAAUAUGAGGACGGCAAACCAACUGAAGGGAUGCCCAUGGAUUUCCAGUGGUCAAUGUACUCUUCAAUCGGCUACGAUUUCAUUUACUUGUAUACCUUCGCAGUUUCCGAAGAACUCAGAAAUAGUAAAUUUUAUCAUCUGGUCGACGAAUAUUACGCAGAGCUCAAAAGUUUUCUUGCCGUUUGUGGGUAUGACGUUAAGAAAUUCUGUUCUUAUGAACAGCUCAAAGAUGAGAUCAAGGGACAGGCCUUGAUAAGUUGCCUGGUUUCGAUGAUCGCUACCCCUUUUUUCAAAAAUCCUGGUGUUACUCUUCCAGAUAUGCUCGUUUCCCCUUCAGCAUACGCGGUGACUGAAGAGUAUAAAAGUUUUGUGAACGACAUGAUCACUGCUUGGGCCAAUUUAGGUUUCAUUUAGUAUUAAGACAAGUGAGGAAAAGAGAGAGUGCGACUCCCUUCGGUCGUGUUUUAAUUUAUCACAUUUACAGACCCAUCCGUGGGUUUAGGAUAGGUUGGGAUUACAAGAAUGCUGUUUUACACUGGUUCACUUGGCGCUUCGAUCCUUGUUCCGCUCCGUUGCAAAACUCGCCCUACGAUGAUUCAACUGUUUCUUUCCUUUCUGCCUGUUCCUACGGUAACCUCGGGAUCCUUCACAACCAGCUUUGCCUUGGAAAUCUCUGUAACCUGUGCUAAUCCCGAGACCAUUCACCAUGCCAACUAUACAGGCAGCUGACAUAGAGACAGACUAACCGCAAGAAGCGACCGGUCGCUAAUUAUUACUUGCACGUGGACCCGAUCCACCCUUGACCUUGACAGACAGGCAAUUAUAAAUUAUAUAAGCCAUUAUUAAGACACCAUCUUAUCUACUUAUGUCGAUUUGUAAGAUAAUCCAAUUGUAUAUUUUAUUUAACCAUGUGUUUAUUGUUUAAAUCUGUAUAUAUAAUUACGUUAUUUACAUUAAAG
Leguminivora glycinivorella is the source of this 1776-nucleotide messenger RNA. RefSeq lists its product as uncharacterized. The transcript has 2 exons. Bases 47 to 1231 code for a protein of 394 amino acids. The record is from RefSeq and is a predicted model, not a curated record. Lineage: Eukaryota; Metazoa; Arthropoda; Insecta; Lepidoptera; Tortricidae.